GCCCCAGUCAUCCCCCCUACAAGGCCGGGGCCUUUUACACCCGCGACCCCCGGGAAAACCCUUCAUGGGGAGGAGUCGAAGUCGUUUGUUUUAACCCGAGAAGACACAGGGUACCAGAGAAGGACGAGGAUUGGGGUAACACCCUCUUUCCAGGAAUUGCCAGAAUUUAGUCAAAAAUAUCAUCCUGAUUUGGAGAAAAAGAAAAUAUUACUUGAGAAUGUUGCCCAAUAAAAAGGGUCGCUCUAAACCAGAUAAUUUAGCAGUUACUGCUGUCGCUUUACAAGAUCACAUUUUACAUGAUCUUCAGCUCCAGAAUCUUUCAUUAAGUGACUUUUUGAAGAACAGAGAUAGACGAGCCCAGCCUCGAAAAAAAAGGAUGGGAAGAGCAGUAGUGAAUACUGGACUAAAAAAACCAAACAUCCAGCACAGGAAAAUGGAAGAUCCAGAAAAAGAAUAUGUUCUCGAUCCUAACCCUCCUCCACUAACUUUAGCUCAGAGAUUGGGUUUGGUUGAACCGCCUUCUUUGCCACUAUCAACGGAUGAAUGGGAAAAAGUGAAACAGAGAUCCAUAAAACAAGGGGAUUCUAUGCAUCCAUGUGCAAUCUGCAGAGAAGAAUUUGAACUCCAGUCCCAGGUGCUGCUUUCAUGUUCCCAUGUAUUUCACAGAGCAUGUCUUCAAGCUUUUGAAAGGUUCACAGGUAAAAAAACUUGCCCUCUGUGUAGAAAGCAGCAUUACCAGACAAGGGUGAUCCAUGAUGGAGCACGGCUAUUUAAAAUAAAAUGUGCAACGAGAAUUCAGGCUAGUUGGAGAGGAUACGUGAUUCGAAAAUGGUACAGAAAUCUCAGGCAAACUAUGCCCCCUAAAGAUUCCAGACUAAGAAAGAAAUUCUUUGAAGAAAAGUUCAAAGAAAUCAGUAAUCGGCUACUGCGUUCAUAUGACACAAACAUUGAAGAGUUUUUUUCUGAAAUCGACUGCUGUGUAGCUGCAAACAGGCGCAUUCUUCAACAGCUGGAGGAAAAGUGUGGCCGAGAAGUUGCUGAAGUUGAAUGGGAGAAAGUCCAAAUGCAGGCCCUUCACCAAGAGAUAUCCGACUGUUCCAUUUGUCUUACCCCACUCUGUCUCCCAACCCACUUGCAGUGUUCCUCUUCAGAGCCGGUCAACAGCCAGUCACGCCACACUGUCCUCCUGUCUUGCUCACACAUGUUUCAUCACAUAUGUCUUCUGGCAUUGGAGGAAUUUUCCUUAGGAGAAAUAUACACCUGCCCCUUAUGUCGUUCGUGCUAUCAAAAGAGAGUUCUUGAAUGUUAAGUUCUGCUUUAACUGGAGGUGUCCAUUUCGGUCAAAUAACUUGAGAAGGUCUAAUUUUCAACGAGUUUGAAUUCACAAUCCACAAGAGACACCUCUCGGCGUAAAUGCUUACUGAUUCUGUACAGGCACCAUCCAUCUUUGCCAAUUCAAAACCAAAUAAAAGUUCUGAAAGCCAAUUAAA
Messenger RNA from Tachyglossus aculeatus (Australian echidna), 1490 nucleotides. RefSeq names its product ring finger protein 32 (gene RNF32). The coding region runs from base 218 to 1309 and encodes 363 amino acids. The record is from RefSeq and is a predicted model, not a curated record. Gene Ontology annotation, molecular function: protein binding. The transcript is spliced from 9 exons. NCBI's taxonomy places the organism in Eukaryota, Metazoa, Chordata, Mammalia, Monotremata, Tachyglossidae.